Molecule: messenger RNA, 321 nt
Organism: Eruca vesicaria subsp. sativa (arugula)
Lineage: Eukaryota; Viridiplantae; Streptophyta; Magnoliopsida; Brassicales; Brassicaceae
Source: the annotation of a GenBank genome assembly
AUGGAGGACCAGCUCUUCAAAAUGUAUAUCCCCAAGUUCAAGGCCCUCUUUAAAAUGCACCACAACUAUGGUCGUAUAACCGCAAAGGAGCUUGGUAAAGUGAUGAGUGUCUACGGUCUGGACAAGACCAGAGCCGAGCUUCAGGACAUGAUCAACGAAGAGGGUGCAGGUGCAGAUCGUAAUGGUACUAUUGACUUAACCGGAUUCUUGUACCUUAUGGCUAGGAUGGUGAAGGGCGACUACUCUGGGUCAGGACCCACAUAUGCAUUGAAAGACUUAGACAAAGACCAAAAAGGUAAAGCUCCAUCGGCUGAUGAGUGA